AGAAAAAUUUUCACCCACAGCUGUCAAAACAAAAAAAUUGCGAAAAUCCAAACGAAAAAAAAGGAACUCUGUUCCGAGUUAAAUAAUUUCAAUUAAAUCGUGAUAAAAGCGGGAUUUGUGCAAAUGUUAAGUUGAGAAGCCGUGGCGUUCUUUUUCGGGUGGUGUUUGCGUGUGCGUUUGUGUGUACUGACGUGACGGUCCAAAGGAGCAGGGGAAAUUCGUAAAUAAACAAACUCGCUUUUUUUCUGUUCCGUCGAAUCCGGAACUGACCCGAGCUCUGACCUGCCGCUGCCCGCGCGAUGGAUGACGACCUCACCGAGUACGCGCCGGACAUUCCGGACAACGUGCUGGAGCUGAUCUUUUCCUACCUGAAGCUGCAAGAUCUGCGGAAUUGUGCGCUGGUGUGUAAAAGUUGGCACCGGUUCCUCAGCGACGAGAACAACGAGGUGUGGCGGGCGCAGUGCAUGCAAAAGCUGUCCCCGGACGCGUUCAAGACGGACCUGCUGUCGGUGGUGCCGACGUACAAGGCCAAGCUGCGGGCGUUCUUCCACGCGUGGAAUCCGUACGACUGCAGCCGGCAUGUUUACAUCAAACCGAACGGAUUCACGCUGCAUCGAAACCCGGUGGCACAGAGCACGGACGGUUCGCGGGGCAAAAUCGGCUUCCAGCACGGGAGGCACGCGUGGGAGGUGAGGUGGGAGGGCCCGCUGGGGACGGUCGCCGUGGUCGGCAUUGCCACCAAGGACGCCGCAAUCCAGUGCCACGGGUACUAUGCUUUAUUAGGGGCGGACGACCAGAGCUGGGGCUGGAACCUGGUGGACAACCUGCUGCUGCACAAUGGUGACGCGCACGGGAUUUACCCGCUGCUAAACAACGCGCCAAAGUACAAGGUUGGCGAACGAAUUCGGGUUAUUCUGGACUGCGACGACAACACGUUGUCGUUCGAAAAGAACUACGAGUUUUUGGGAGUGGCGUUUACGGAUUUACCCGACAAGGUGUUCUACCCGACGGUGGCGGCCGUUUACGGCAACACGGAGAUUUCGAUGGUUUACCUUGGUCCACCGUUGGACGGAUAAGACCGAGAAUGUACUUAGUCAAGUAGGAUACCAAAAAAAAGUGAAAAGUCAAGAAGAAGAAGAUAUGAGGCGAAACAUCUUCGUCCGCGUCCAAUUGACACUUUUUCGAACCACACUCUCAGACAAACACGGAAAAAAUUAUUGCAACACACUAUCAAAACUAUUUAGCAGCGUCCACCAAUUAAUCUCUGCUCGAACGGUGUUUCGAUUCGUUCUCGUUGCCCUCCCCUCCC
Culex quinquefasciatus (southern house mosquito) is the source of this 1309-nucleotide messenger RNA. It is a transcript of the gene Fsn, whose product is annotated as F-box/SPRY domain-containing protein 1. Gene Ontology annotation, biological process: proteasome-mediated ubiquitin-dependent protein catabolic process; synapse assembly involved in innervation. The record is from RefSeq and is a predicted model, not a curated record. Gene Ontology annotation, molecular function: protein binding. NCBI's taxonomy places the organism in Eukaryota, Metazoa, Arthropoda, Insecta, Diptera, Culicidae. The coding region runs from base 300 to 1076 and encodes 258 amino acids. The transcript has 4 exons. Gene Ontology annotation, cellular component: synapse; SCF ubiquitin ligase complex.